This is a messenger RNA of Nicotiana tabacum (common tobacco), 1698 nucleotides long. RefSeq names its product 1-aminocyclopropane-1-carboxylate oxidase homolog. The record is from RefSeq and is a predicted model, not a curated record. Lineage: Eukaryota; Viridiplantae; Streptophyta; Magnoliopsida; Solanales; Solanaceae.
GUGGUUUUCCAAGAGUGGUAACUUUUUAUCUUCACUAUCUUCUAGGGAUGAAAAUUUUAUUUUGUGUGUGAUACAAUUGACACUAGUUGUACGAGGCUGUUUUUUGUCUCACAGUUUUGUGGAUCCAGAUUUCUGUGGACCCAGAAGUAUAAGAUUGGGGUCUACAAAUUUGUGAGACAAAAAGGAGCCUCAUACAACUAGUGUCAGUUGUACGAGACACAAAAUAAAACUUUUCCCUGCAUUCAAUUUCAAAGUAUCAUCUUAGGGUCGGCCUGAAACAACCUCUCUAUCUCCUAGAGGUAGGGAUAAGGUCACUCUACACACUACCCUCUCCAAACCCCUGUAUUUGUUAUUGUUGUAUACAAUUUCAAAGUAACUUGUAUUUACAAUUUCACCGAAAACACAAAAAAAAAACAAGAAACAAAGAUGGUUUUCUCCGGGGGUGAAGAACAUCAGGGUACAUUUCAACAAAACUAUGAUAAACAGAGUGAAUUAAAAGCAUUUGAUGACACAAAGGCUGGUGUCAAAGGGGUUGUUGAUGCUGGAAUUACUAAAGUACCCCGGAUGUUCAUUCAUCCACAAGAAAGCAUACAUAACUCCUCAAACUCCACUGAGAAAAAUUUCAUUUUUCCAGUAAUUGAUCUUGAAGGCAUUGAUCAUCCAAUCAAGCAUAAAGAAAUUGUCGAUAAAGUUCGAGAUGCAUCAGAGACAUGGGGAUUUUUUCAAGUGGUUAAUCAUGGAAUUCCAUUACCUGUCCUUGAAGAAAUGUUACAAGGAGCCCGGCGAUUUUUCGAGCAAGAUAUCGAGAUUAAGAGACAAUAUUAUACUCGAGAUAAUACAAAAAAAGUGGCACAUGUUAGCAAUUUUGAUUUGUAUAGCACAUCUGUUCCAGCAGCAAGCUGGAGAGACUCACUUUAUUGUGUUAUGGCUCCUAAUCCUCCUGAUCCAGAGGAACUGCCAGUAGCAUGCAGGGAGAUUUUAAUGGAUUUUUCUGAGCAUAUGAUGAAAUUAGGCUACUCAUUACUGGAAUUAUUGUCCGAGGGUCUCGGUCUCAAUUCUUGUCAUCUUAAAGAUAUGAACAUUGCUGAGGGGCUAUCUAUUGGCCACCAUUACUAUCCAGCAUGUCCUCAGCCGGAACUCACUAUAGGCACCAGAAAGCAUUCAGACUGUGUUUUUAUGACAGUGCUUCUGCAAGAUGAUAUAGGAGGUCUACAAGUUCUUCACCAAAAUCAGUGGAUUGAUGUUCCUCCUUUAUCGGGCGCUCUAGUGGUGAAUAUUGGAGAUAUGCUGCAGCUAAUAUUAAAUGACAAGUAUCUAAGUGUUGAGCAUAGAGUAUUGUCAAAUAAAGUAUGUCCAAGAAUAUCAGUCCCAAGCUUCUUCAGCACAGGUGCAUUUCCUUCUUCCAGGAUUUAUGGACCAAUUAAGGAAUUGUUAUCAGAAUGUAAUCCGCCAAAGUAUCGUGCAACCACAGUGAAGGAAUAUACAGACUUCUUCCGCAGUAAAGGCUUUGAUGGAACUUCUGCAUUGCAGCAUUACAAGAUCCUAUCCUAGAAAUGAAGAAAUUUAAUCGAAUGCAUAUCAGAGCUCAGAAUCGAACUUAUGAUGUACAAUUAGCCGAUAAAUAUACUGUAACUAAAUUUCCAUAGAUGUUGACAAAUGCCUUGCUAAUUUUCUGUUGAAAUUUGUUUUAAUAAAUCA